UCUUUAAUCUUUUUCAAUGUCUUGUUUAGUUAUUUUGGAUGUCAUUCUGUGCGAUUUUUUGUUCAUUGGUGUGCGGUGUAAUACAUAAAAUACUAUACUCGUUUACGUGUGAGACAGUUUAUAUUACAUCUUGUGUGUGUUUAAUCAUAUAUCAGUCGCUUUCGCUUUUUCGCUUGUGAAGUACAAUUGAAAACACACCCAAGGUAAUAUAAACAGUUUCACACGGGAACCUGUUUAGUAUUCUCUGUGUAGUUAUCAACAAAACACAGUGAUAUUAUACCCUAAAUAAAUGAAUACAGUAAUAAUCUAUUAGUAUCUUCGAAAUGAUAAAGUCGUUAAUGCCAACGAAAACUUAAAAGUUACGCAAUGACGUCAUAGAUUUGACAGUGAUUUGAAUGUUUGUUUUAGAGUAAAAGAAAACAAAAUCUAUGUCGACCCUAUCUUUCGAGUCGCUUUUUGAGAAGAAAUCAUCAGUAAUAGCGAGUAGGCCUAAUACUGUGGAUGAGGUUAUGGUGAAAAUGCAGAAAGUGAUGCAUAGAAACACGAACACGACAGACUCGGAGGCAAAGAAAACCAAUAGGCCUAUUGGUCCAAAGCCUCCUACCCCGAGAGAUGCCAUGGGAGAGUAUAUCGUCCCGCCUGGAGGAAAACCCUUAACAAGCCUGUGUGACGGACAACCUGGUCCUGGUGCAUACGACACGCCUGAUAUAGAUGCAACCCACGAGAGAGCUCCACAAUUCACUAUUGCUAGUAGAUACAGGAAACAAUCAAAUGCGAAGAGCGCGGGUCCGGCGGACUACAACACUGGUCAAGACUUGAAAUGGAACAGAUGUCGCGGCUUCACGUUCAAAGGUCGCCUGCCUGAACGAAGAGUAUACAACACCCCCGGGCCAGAUACCUACCUGCCUAUAGGAACAGGAGUAGGUGAAUGUGGGCCGAAGUACUCUCUGGGUCUCAAGGAUGCCGUCGUUGGACUACAACCGUUAAAUCAGCCAACGGAUGUUAAAGGCUUUGAGACCCCUGGGCCGAACUAUUUGCCUGAGCGAGAUCAACGAUCUGGAUUCUCUUUUGGUGGCCGUCUAAAUAGAGGAGACAAAUCUAAUACGCCAGGUCCAGCGGCCUACGCUCCCUCCCCACGGAACACGGGGCCAGCCUGGACAAUGAGUUCCAAAUCGAAAGAGGAAAAAAAACGUCAGAAAUCGCCGGGUCCGAACGCUUAUGAUCUCAAGACAACUAUAGGGACAGGGUUAGCCAAAAGUAUUCUUGGCCCUAACAGUAAAUCCAUGCGAAAUGAGGGAGCGUCACCCGCCUCGUAUUACGUGAGACAACCGAAAACCAACAUCGGCGUCUCCAUGAAGUACCGCCCCUUCGAAAUACCAGUGGACGCCUCGCCGGGUCCGGCGGCGUACAAGGUGGAAGCGCCGCACUGUGUGAGGAAUAGAGACAGCAAGUCGACCACGUUCAACUGCAGAGGCAACUGCUGCCCGGCCUUUCCAGGCUCGCCCAGAGAGUUGAGGAAAGCCACGAGGACAGAGCGAAUGCCAGGCCCUGACAGAUACAGCAACCUGAAUAACUUUGAAAAGAACUGCGGGCCUGCCUACAGUUUUGGAAUUCGUGUACCUGAUAAGACAGGCGAUGUCCCAGGACCAACUUUAUACGGCGGGAGGAGCCUGGACACAGGUCCUGCGUACAGUAUGGCGGGGAGACGGGGAGAGACACUACCCUCAGAAAAUCCUGGCCCAGCUGCGUAUCUACCGAAAGAAGCGAGAGGUACUCGUGAAGGCUACACAAUAGCAGGGAAACCCAAACCUAAAGAAGAAGACAUGAACAUGCCAGGCCCCAAUGCCUACAAUGUGACGGAUGGCCCCUGCAAAAACUCUGGAUUCAGCUUAAAGAGUCGACACAGUCCGUGGGUGUAUUCUGGUGUGCGAACGAUCGCUGUCGCCGACAAAGGAGGUCUCCAACAAACCAGAGAAAAUGCUGGCCCAGCACGAAAAGAAACCAUUGAUCAUUGUCAAGGCUUCAGAAUAGCAGGACAAUCCAAACCUAGAAAAGAAGAAAAGACUGUCCAAAAUGCAUAUGCACAGACAGAACCCAAUGAUCGUUGUCAAGGUUUCAGAAUAGCAGGACAACACAAACCUAAACAAGAAGACAUAUGCGGUGCAGGCUUCCAUCCCUUCUAUGUGAUCAAUGGCCCUCCAAGAACACUGGGGCAGUUGGCGAAGGAGGAAGCGUCCAAGAAGCACACAUUGUUUCAUAGAGCUACAAGAGAAGACACUCCUUGCCCAGCUGAGUAUCAACCGAAAGAACCCAAACCUAGAAGAGGAGACAUGUUCAGUGUAUCUCAACUAUGUGAUUAAUGGCCCCCAAGAACACUGGGAGAGUUUGCGAAGGAGGUCCAAGAAGUUUAUGUUGUUUCAUAGAAAUAAAUAAAACACAAUGUGUCGUAGGCGUCGGAAGCUGAGGUGUGGUGUGGUGCGUGGGUAAGGGUAGUGGGGGUGGUGGCAAGGACACUUGUCAUCCAAUACUUUAAAGAUAAUGCACUGCACCCCCACCAGUUGAAAAUCAAUUUAGUAUUUAGCUGCCACACACCCCUUCCUCAGUUGUUAUUAUCGUCCGACGCAUUCAUGUAUGUGUGUGUGUGUGUGUGUGUGUGUGAGUGUGUAUGUGUGUGAGUGUGUGUGUGUGUGUGUGUGUGUGUGUGUGUGUGUGAGUGAAUGAGUGAGUGUGUGUGUGUUUGAAACAUAUAUAUAUAAC
Gigantopelta aegis is the source of this 2757-nucleotide messenger RNA. RefSeq lists its product as uncharacterized. The transcript has 19 exons. The coding region runs from base 429 to 2360 and encodes 643 amino acids. NCBI's taxonomy places the organism in Eukaryota, Metazoa, Mollusca, Gastropoda, Neomphalida, Peltospiridae. The record is from RefSeq and is a predicted model, not a curated record.